Wyeomyia smithii (pitcher-plant mosquito) is the source of this 1792-nucleotide messenger RNA. RefSeq lists its product as uncharacterized. The record is from RefSeq and is a predicted model, not a curated record. Lineage: Eukaryota; Metazoa; Arthropoda; Insecta; Diptera; Culicidae. Bases 99 to 1004 code for a protein of 301 amino acids. The transcript has 3 exons.
UCACACGCGCACAGCUCGGCGAUAAGCGGUUCCUGGAAACUUGUAUCGAGCGGAGUCUGUCGUUUCUUCAAAGCAUUCCGAAUUCAAUCCAAUAUUGGAUGAAGAGGAAACGGGACGUGUUUGCAAUGAUUCGACAGCUCGGUAAACCAACAAUGUUUUUAACACUGAGUGCAAAUGAAACUCGCUGGCCACAUCUAUUGAAAAUUUUGUACAAGCUAUCCAGUAGAUACAGUGGCACAGAUUUACACGACGUAAUGCAACAGUUAUCGGCACUACAACGAGCAACACUAGUGAAUGAAGACCCCGUAACAUGUUGUAUCUACUUCAAUAAGAUGGUCAAUGUAAUCAUGCAACUGCUGUCGUCAUCCAAAUACAGUCCUUUUGGAGAAUACAAUGUUAUAGACUAUUUCAAAAGGAUCGAAUUUCAACAUCGUGGUAGCCCUCACGCCCAUAUUUUGCUUUGGCUAAGAAACGACCCUCGUGAAAGCAUUUCCGAGGGAAUGCCGUUGACCAUUCGUUUGAUCGAUCGACUUAGUUCCACAAGCGUUGAAGAUCUGCCAGACUCAUAUGGCAAUCAGGUUCAUAAACAUACGUUCACAUGUUUUAAACGCAAUGAGAAGCAAUGCCGGUUUAAUAUACCUUUUUGGCCAAUGGAUCAAACACGUGUGUUGAUCCCAAUCUCGUCCGAUGAUACUCGCCGUGAUCAACUGAAACGACAUUGUACAAAGCUACGUGAAGCGUUGGAAACCAAAGUUUUCGACACAUUCGCAGAGUUUCUUGCUGACAACAACUGCACGUACGAGUAUUAUCUCGAUGUGAUUCGCUCUUCGCUAAACCGACCUACCGUCAUGCUCAAGCGAUCCAUGACUCAAUCAUGGACAAAUCCAUUUAACUCUUGGAUUGCUAAAACACUGAGUUCGAAUAUGGAUAUUCAAUUCAUUCUAGAGGAGUUCUCGUGUGCGGCUUAUGUCGUUGAAUAUGUUAUAAAUCGAAUAGAGGCAUAAACAGUUUACAUCGAGACCUCAUAAAGCUUCAGUCUAAAUAUCCGGAUGAAGAUUAUACAGGACUUUUGAAGAAGGUGAGCAUCAAAAUGCUAAAUUCGGUGGAGCUGUGCGCACAAGAAGCUGCUUGGUAUUUGCUCCGACAACCGAUGUCGGAAAGUAGUCGCCAGGUCGAAUUUAUACCAACGAUGUGGCCCCAUGAGCGGAUAAAAUCAAGAAAGUGUAACAAGCAAAUGGACGAGGAUGGUAUUGAAAGCGAUUCUACUGAUGUUUGGAAGUUGAAUAUCGUCCAAAAAUAUGAAGCACGAGAAGGAUUACACGACAUAUGUUUGGCCGAUUUUGCAGCCUAUUACAAUAAAGAAAGAGGUGCUGGUAAUUCAUACAAAACACGUAGCUUGCCCCGGGUGUUACGCUGGCGUAACUAUGAUAUGUCGGAGCUUUCUGAAUACAAACGAGAGAUGGUACUUUUGUUCUGGCCCUUCAGAAACGAAGUGUGCGAUAUAUUCGACAGCAACAAGUUCCUUCAGUUAUGCGAGGAAAACGAGGCUGCCAUUCUUGAAAAGCUAAAGGAGUACGAUACUGAAUUGAACCUAGAACGGACCAUUGAAGAGUACCUUCGAAUUAAUGCUGAAAAUGAUGAGCAACAUGACACCGCAACCAGAAAACGUGAUGAAUAUGCUCGAGCCAUCAUAAUGGAACCGAAUGAUGACGAUAUCACGUAUUUGCCAGUCGGACCCAUGGCAGCUGUCGUUGAGCAGAGGACGAAUGUGGUGUCGAAGCAGGAUUACUGU